AUGGAACAACAUUACCUUCUAGCACAAAGGCUUGAAGGUAAUACAAGUAUCUCACAACAAACAAUAUCUUAUACUGGUGCUAGUAUUAGUAAUAUUGCCACUUAUGAUACUAAUAGCCAUGCUCAUAUGGACAAGCAUAAUGCUACUGCUUUUAGCAGAUAUCAUAUACAUCAAAUUUAUUCACGAAAAUUAAUUAAAGAAGCCUCUGAACUUGGUCAUUAUCAAGCUCAUAUUUGGGUUAAAACUUAUAAUUCAUCUGCUGAUUUUGGUGCAAGUGUGGUUAUCAAAGACAAGAUGAUCAUCUCACAACAAACAAAAGAAUUAGAUAAUGGUUUAUUUAUUGUUCAACCUGCUAAUAAUAAAAAGUAUGAAAGAUAUGAAAUGCCAGAUUUUAAUAUUUUGCCUGAAAAGAAACAAAAAAUUAAUAUAGAAUACAGAGAUCGUAAAUUCAAUUUCAUGUAUAAAUUGCAAGAAAAUGACAACAAUAAUAAUCAAAGUUAUUCUCAACCUCAAUCAUACUAUUAUAAAGAACCAGAUCUAGUGCUUUCUAUUUUUUUAUCAGUUAUUAAUAAUGACUCAAGUUCAAAUAACAAACUUGAUAUUAAUGCAAUUACUGAAUUUAUUAGUGAAAUAAUGAGUUCUUAUUUUAGAAUGAAAGAAAAAAAUUACAAGCAUAAACUACAAGAAAUAUUAUUGAAAAAAGAAUUAGACUCUUUUGUUAAUGACAAAGAGUUUUACAAAAGAAUUGAUUUCUAUUAUCUUAAUCUCAAAGAAAUUAAAAAUAAUAAUGAUAUGAGCGCUGCUUUUAGUUCUGUUUUACCAAAUCAAAUAAUUGUUCUUGAAGAUGUUGAUACACAAUCAAAUAUUCUUUAUAAAAGAG
Racocetra persica is the source of this 880-nucleotide messenger RNA. The record is from the annotation of a GenBank genome assembly. NCBI's taxonomy places the organism in Eukaryota, Fungi, Glomeromycota, Glomeromycetes, Diversisporales, Gigasporaceae.